Messenger RNA from Dendrobium catenatum, 1834 nucleotides. RefSeq names its product tyrosine/DOPA decarboxylase 2. The transcript is spliced from 2 exons. Bases 49 to 1554 code for a protein of 501 amino acids. Gene Ontology annotation, biological process: amino acid metabolic process. The record is from RefSeq and is a predicted model, not a curated record. Gene Ontology annotation, molecular function: pyridoxal phosphate binding; carboxy-lyase activity. NCBI's taxonomy places the organism in Eukaryota, Viridiplantae, Streptophyta, Magnoliopsida, Asparagales, Orchidaceae.
UCCCAAUUCAAAGCCAUCUCAAUUACUCCUCACAUUAACCAGCCAACAAUGGGCAGCCUCCACGCCAACGACAUCAUCGACACCACCGGCUGCCUCCAACACCCUCUCGACGCCGAAGAAUUCCGCCUCCACGCCCACAAACUAGUCGACUUCAUAGCUGAUUACUACAAAAAUGUGGCGAAAUAUCCCGUUCGGAGCCAAGUGGAGCCGGGCUAUCUCCGCAAGCUCCUGCCGGAGUCCGCUCCAAACCAGCCAGAGUCGAUCGAGGACAUCCUCAGCGAUGUUAGGAGCUGUAUUAUUCCGGGAUUGACCCACUGGAUGAGUCCCAAUUACUACGCUUACUUUCCGUCGAGCGGGAGCACGGCAGCUUUCCUUGGGGAGAUGCUGAGCACCGGUUUUAACGUUGUGGGGUUUAAUUGGAUGUCUUCGCCGGCGGCGACGGAGUUGGAGAGUGUUGUCAUGGAUUGGCUUGCGAAGCUGCUCUGUUUGCCGUCGGAGUUUCUGUUUUCCGGCGGCGGCGGUGGGGUGUUGCAGGGGACAACUUGUGAGGCUAUUCUGUGCACGCUCGCUGCGGCGAGAGAUCGCGCUUUAUCACGUGGCUGCGACAUCUCCCAGCUCAUCGUGUACGGCUCCGACCAAACCCACUGCGCCCUUCAAAAAGCCGCCCAAAUCGCUGGCAUUCCCUAUUCCAACUUCCGCACCAUCAAAACCACCGUCGCCGACGCCUUCGCCCUCACCGCCAACUCUCUCAGCCUCGCCAUCGACUCCGACAUCUCCGCUGGCCUCAUUCCUCUCUAUCUCUGCGCCACCAUCGGCACCACCUCCUCUACCGCGGUCGACCGUCUCCCCGAAUUGGCCCAACUCACUUCGCAGCACAACAUCUGGCUCCACGUCGACGCUGCCUACGCCGGCGCAGCCUGCAUUUGCCCUGAAUUCCGCCACUUCAUCGACGGCGUCGAACUCGCCGAUUCCUUCAGCUUUAACGCCCAUAAAUGGUUCUUUAACAACCUCGAUUGCUGUUGCCUAUGGGUCAAAUCCCCGACCGCGCUUAUCAAAUCGCUUUCCACAAAUCCCGAGUAUUUAAAGAAUAAGGCGACCGAGUCCAAACAGGUCGUGGACUAUAAGGAUUGGCAAAUCGCGUUGAGCCGCCGGUUCAGGUCUCUGAAGAUGUGGAUGGUUCUUCGUGGGUACGGAACGGCUAAUCUGAGGCAGUUUCUGCGAGGGCAUGUUAGGAUGGCGAAGGUUUUCGAAGGGCUGGUGAGGUUGGACCGCCGGUUUGAGGUUGUGGUUCCGCGGUACUUUUCGACGGUUUGUUUUCGGGUUCGAACCGGAGGAGAUGAGGCGGAAGAGAACGAGAUGAACCGGCGUAUUUUGGAGAGUGUGAACGCGGAAGGGAAGAUUUACAUGACGCAUGCGGUGAUCGGAGGGGUUUACGUUAUGCGUUUCGCCGCCGGCGGGACUUUGACGGAGGAGAGGCACGUGAGAGAGGCGUGGGUUGUUAUUAAGGAGCACGUGGAGAAAUUUAUGCCAAAUGUUAAAGUGAUGGACGGAUAGUGAUUGAGACACGUGUGCAUGUUAGUUGAAGAAAGUUUAUAUGCUGAAGAUAUUGUAUUUUUUAUUUAUUUAUUUGAAUAAAUGUAUGAAUUGUUUACUUUGUAAGCUCCAAUAUCAAUGAUUUUGGAAUAUUCUGAUUAUGGAAUCGUCCCCCAUUUGGUGGAUGAGGAUUUUUAUAAAAAUAAUUGUCAAGUUCCUCGGACAAUAUAUUUUCAUUGUAUUAUAUGUUGGAGUCUAAAAAAAUUGGAUUUGUGCGAACUUAAGUAAUUUGCUCAACUUA